AUCAUGAAUGCAUAAAACUUUUUUUAGCAGCCCUCAGAUUUUGACUCAAAAAAAGGAAGUCUUUGUUUGUUAAAGUGAUGAUGUCAAAACUAGAAAAGAAUGCCUCUCUUUCUCUUCCCUUUCUUAGGUAAGAUACUAUUAAAGAUAAUAUAAUACUUAAAAGCAAUGUUUAAAAAAUUGAAUUCUCAUAUAAUCUGACGAAUUCUCAUAAUUCAAAUCUUGGGUAUUGACCGUUUGGUUCAAAGGACAUGUAGUUCUCGUAUCUCGAUGUCCUAGAUCCCUGCAACAGCCACCCCCUGGCCCCUUACCUUUCUUUACAAUAUUUUUUUUCAUUACCUUGCCUCUUAAUCAAUGUUUCAGGUUUUAGCUUUUCGUUCCUUCAAAUUUUAGUUUUACUCAUAUUUAAAUCAAUCUGGAAAUGGGUUAUUUUAACAUGUCCAUUCUUUCCAUGCAAAUGAACAUUGCUUUGAUCCUUGGAUUUCAACUUUGCAGUUUAAGCUAAACUGUCUUAGCAAAGUACUGAAGAUUAGAUUCUUCUACUUUUUCAAAAGAUUAUUUAUUCUAUAGUUUCUGAUUUCCCAAGUCGGUUCUGUUGGAACUUGAAAGUUAUACAAAAAUAUAUUUAUAGUCAGUAAGAGAAUUUCUUCUUACUUGUAUAAAUUUCAUCCUCUGAUGAUUUCUGGAGACUUAAAUCCUUUAUUAAAAGGUUGGGUUUUAUUGUUUUUGUGAAAAAAAAAAAUUGAAACUUGAGGGAAAAGUUUCUAGUAAUAAGCUUUUGAGUGUGUACAUUUAUGUUUUUAUCCUUACUGGAACUUACUAAGAUUGUCUUCUUCUGCUAUGUAAAUGACAAGUUUUAUGAAUAUGGGGGUGUUAGGUGUAGGUGUAUAAAGUUUCCAGAUGUUCCACCUUUUUGUGUUCUUGUCUUUGGUCUUUAGGGUUUCAAUAGCAUUCUUUUAGUAGCAGUAGUUUGGGCAAAUUAAGGCUCCCUAGAUCUGAAACAUAGUUGUCAACAGAGACGAGGAAUUUUGAGUUGGUGGUUGAGUUUUUACUUUUAAGUUCACGAGAUUAGAGGUUUGUCACAAGAUAUAGGUGCUAAUGAACUUCUCAGCCUGAUUAGUGUCUUUCCAUUCAUUGUUGUCGGUAUUUCGGUGCUUUUAAGAAUUCUAGAACUCUACAGUUACAAAAGGGAGUUUUGGCUUCGUUUCCAAAAUGGGGCAUUCUGCAGCAGCAUGCGAUUAUAGGGCAGCAACUGAGAUUACAAAGGAUUGGAAUGGGAUCGAUAAGGUUGUGCUUCGGAACCCUCGAGGGGCUUCAGCAAGGGUUAGCUUACAUGGAGGACAGGUCACUUCAUGGAGGAACGAGCAUGGGGAAGAACUUCUGUUCACUAGCAGUAAGGCCAUUUUUAAGCCCCCAAAAGCAGUGCGAGGAGGAAUCCCUAUUUGUUUCCCUCAGUUUGGUAACUGCGGGUCACUCGAGCAACAUGGAUUUGCUAGGAACAAGAUUUGGACAAUUGAUGAAAACCCUCCACCUAUAAAUCCAAAUGAUUCCCAUGGCAAAUCAUUCAUCGACCUGUUGCUUAAACCAUCUGAAGAAGAUCUCAAGUGCUGGCCUCAUAGUUUUGAGUUUCGCUUGAGAGUGUCGCUUGCAGCAGAUGGAAGUCUGACAUUACUAUCACGAAUUAGGAAUGUCAAUGGGAAGCCAUUUAGUUUCUCUUUUGCGUAUCAUACAUAUUUGUCAGUUUCUGAUGUAAGUGAAGUGAGGAUAGAAGGGCUGGAGACGCUUGACUACCUAGACAACCUUUGCCAAAAAGAGCGAUUUACAGAGCAAGGAGAUGCUAUAACUUUUGAAUCUGAGGUGGAUCGAGUUUAUGUCAGUACUCCAAAUGCAAUUGCUGUACUUGAUCAUGAAAAGAAACGGACAUAUGUUAUCAGAAAGGAGGGACUACCUGAUGUUGUGGUAUGGAAUCCAUGGGAGAAGAAAUCGAAAUCAAUGGUAGAUUUUGGAGAUGAUGAGUAUAAACAGAUGGUAUGCGUUGAUGGAGCAGCAAUCGAGAAGCCUGUGACCUUGAAACCAGGUGAGGAAUGGACAGGGCGGUUGGAACUCUCAGUUGCACUAUCAACUUUCUGUAGCGAACAUUUUGAUCUCCAGAGCAGUGGGUUUUGAUGAAAUGGUACAAACAAAUUUUCAGACGAUGUACCAAUCCAAGUGUAUGAAGUUUUAUUAUUAGCACUUGUAGGAAUAGUUCAAUGUUACUUCACAGCAUGCUUAUUAUUAACAUUGAAUUAACAUUGAACUGAGUGUAAGUAAGUAGGACCAAUAAAUUCUCAUGCCAACAAGAUGAGAAACCUUGAAACAAUAAUAGAGACUGAAGGUUACGGUCUUUUUUUUU
Durio zibethinus is the source of this 2389-nucleotide messenger RNA. Its product is annotated as putative glucose-6-phosphate 1-epimerase. Lineage: Eukaryota; Viridiplantae; Streptophyta; Magnoliopsida; Malvales; Malvaceae. The record is from RefSeq and is a predicted model, not a curated record. Gene Ontology annotation, biological process: carbohydrate metabolic process. Gene Ontology annotation, cellular component: cytoplasm. Gene Ontology annotation, molecular function: glucose-6-phosphate 1-epimerase activity; carbohydrate binding.